ACCCCAGUACAGUACAUGCAGCAAGAGGGAGGGAACACUUAAAGAAAGAGCAAAAGACUGAGAGAUCAGCAGGACCCUUUUCCAAAAUCCUCUCGUAUUUCUUCUUCUUCUGAACCCUUCAGUAUUUGGAAUCUACAACAUUUAACCACAACCAGCAUCAAUUUUGUAUUCUUUUAAGUUUUUUUUUUUACACUUAUUAUUUUUUACACCUUCUCAAUAAUUUUGUUUCUACUUGGACUGGAUUCAUCAUGUCCUCACCUCUAGAGACCUGCAAUGUCGAUGCUACUGUGUGCUCUGGCACAUCAUGCCUGGUGCCAGAGAGUGACUUUAACAUGAUCCUCAGCACAGUCCUAAGUAUUGUGCUUACUGUCAUGCUAGCCAUGGUUAUGUUUUCCAUGGGCUGCACAGUGGACGUGCACAAGCUCUGGGCACACGUCCGCCGACCGUGGGGUAUCUUCAUUGGCUUUCUCUGCCAGUUUGGUAUCAUGCCCUUUACAGCAUUUGCCUUUUCACUAGCCUUCCAGGUGCUUCCCGUACAGGCUGUGGUCAUCCUAAUCAUGGGCUGCUGUCCUGGAGGCACCAACUCUAAUGUCAUCACCUACUGGCUAGAUGGAGACAUGGAUCUUAGUAUCAGCAUGACUACCUGUUCAUCUAUUCUGGCACUUGGGAUGAUGCCCCUUUGUCUGCUCAUCUACACCUCAGUUUGGAUCUCAUCCGAUACCAUCCAGAUUCCCUAUCAAAGCAUAGGAAUUACACUGGUGAGUCUGCUAGUGCCCGUUACGUUGGGAAUCUUCGUCAAACACCGCUGGCCCAAAGUAGCAAAAAAGAUCUUGAAGUUUGGCUCUAUCGUGGGUAUCCUUCUGAUAAUCAUUAUUGCUGUGGUCGGUGGCGUGUUGUACCAGUCAUCAUGGACAAUUGCUCCUUCUCUAUGGAUAAUUGGAGCCAUCUACCCACUAGUCGGCUUUGGCCUGGGCUUUCUGCUGGCUCGAUUUGUGGGACAGCCCUGGUACAGGUGUCGCACUAUUGCACUGGAGACCGGCUUUCAGAACUCACAGCUGUGCAGUACGAUUGUUCAGUUGUCCUUCGCUCCUGAUGAGCUGGAAGUCAUGUUCUCCUUCCCCUUAAUCUACAGCAUCUUUCAGCUUGUUGUGGCAAUGCUUGCAAUUGGAGGUUACCAGCUGUACAAGAGGCGCUAUGGGAAAAAACUUACUGAAGAAGACGAUGAUGAAGCUGCUGACAUUGCGUCAUGUAAAGACAAAAAGCCGCAUGCUUUGGACAAUGGAGGGUUUCAGAGUGAUGAGAAUGGGAACACUGAAGGCAAGGGAACAGUCACUCACCUGUGAGCUGGCAUCAGGCUCUCUCUUCAUUUAAAUUGCCUUCUGCUGACAGAAGGGUGUUUUCUGCCAGCACCAUUUUGCCCCUGGCUAGUGGAAUGAGCUGUCUGUCCAGACACAUUAUUUAUUAGUGUUCUCAAACCUGUUGAAAAAGUACAGCAUGUUCCAAAUUCUCCAUACAUAUGGGAUUUUUUUUUUUUUUAAACCUCUUCCACUCAUGAACUCAUGUUAACACUUCUGGUGUUAUGCAUGUAAUUGCACUUUGAAUGGAGUCCUUUAAAUUACCUUUGUGCUGUAUCAUUUCCUGAUACACUAUGGAAUAUAAUAAUACACA
Molecule: messenger RNA, 1668 nt
Organism: Clarias gariepinus (North African catfish)
Lineage: Eukaryota; Metazoa; Chordata; Actinopteri; Siluriformes; Clariidae
Gene: slc10a2
Product: solute carrier family 10 member 2
Exons: 7
Coding region: 249-1343 (364 amino acids)
Biological process (GO): bile acid and bile salt transport
Cellular component (GO): apical plasma membrane
Molecular function (GO): bile acid:sodium symporter activity
Source: RefSeq, a predicted model, not a curated record